Molecule: messenger RNA, 4418 nt
Organism: Dreissena polymorpha
Lineage: Eukaryota; Metazoa; Mollusca; Bivalvia; Myida; Dreissenidae
Product: adenylosuccinate synthetase-like
Exons: 13
Coding region: 25-1371 (448 amino acids)
Biological process (GO): IMP metabolic process; 'de novo' AMP biosynthetic process
Cellular component (GO): cytoplasm
Molecular function (GO): GTP binding; adenylosuccinate synthase activity
Source: RefSeq, a predicted model, not a curated record
CUAAGUGUAAACAAGGAAGAAAACAUGGCAAAGUGUGUGCCAAACGGGGUUGGGAGUACGGAUGGCCCUAGAGCCAAGAAACCAAGGAUCGGAGAUCAGUCUGUGACGGUGGUAUUAGGCACGCAAUGGGGAGAUGAAGGAAAAGGGAAAGUGGUCGACAUGUUGGCCACAUCAGCCGAUAUUGUUUGUAGAUGUCAGGGUGGAAACAAUGCAGGCCAUACAGUUGUGGUAGGAGAUAAGAAGUAUGCCUUUCACAUGCUGCCCAGUGGAAUCGUCAAUCCUAAUUGCACAGCAGUUAUUGGGAAUGGAUGUGUUGUUCAUAUAGAACAGCUGCUAGCCGAAGUAAACAAGGCCGUGGCAAAUGGUCUUGCAGACUGGCGUACAAGGCUCCUUAUUUCUAACAGAGCUCAUAUAGUGUUUGACCUGCACCAGAAAGUUGAUGGACUUCAAGAGUCGGGCAGGGGCAAAGAUCUCAUUGGUACCACCAAGAGAGGUAUUGGGCCAGCAUACUCUUCAAAAGCAACUCGAAAUGGACUGAGAAUGGGCGACUUGGUUGGAGACUUUGAAUGUUUCUCCAAUAGGUUUGAAGCCCUGGUUGAGUACUUCAAGAAGCAUCACACGGGCCUGGAAAUUGACGUUGAGAGUGAACUGAAAAAGUACAAGGACUUGGCCGAGCAGAUCCGUCCACUGGUUGUUGACACCAUUCCUUAUCUGAACAAGGCCAUUACCUCUGGGAAAACCGUGCUGGUGGAAGGAGCCCAGUCUAAUGUGCUGGAUAUUGACUUUGGCUUGUAUCCGUACGUGACCUCGUCCAACUGCAGUAUAGGAGGCGUGUGUACAGGACUGGGGAUCCCCCCACACGUGAUCGGGGAUGUGUUUGGAGUGGUCAAGGCCUACACCACCCGAGUGGGGUCCGGGGGCUUCCCUACAGAACUCUUCUGUGAGAAGGGAGAGCUGCUAAGUAGCCGAGGCCACGAGUUUGGUGUAACAACUGGUCGCAAAAGGCGCGUAGGCUGGCUGGAUAUGGUCAUGCUGCGAUACUCGGCCAUGAUUAAUGGAUUCACUGCUGUAGCGAUCACCAAGUUGGACAUCCUGGAUGUGUUUGAGGAGAUCAAGAUUGGUGUGGCCUACAGUAUCGAGGGGGAGAAGGUCACAGACAGCUUCCCAGCGACUGACGAGGUCCUGAAGAAGGUAGAGGUGGAGUACCUGACACUUCCUGGCUGGAAGACAAACACGGAGGACGUGCGCAAGUUUGCCGACCUGCCAGGGGAGGCUCAGGCCUAUGUGCGCAAGAUUGAGGAGCUCAUGGGAGUACCGGUGAAAUGGAUCGGUGUUGGUCAAGCCAGAGCAUCAAUCAUAGAGUUGUAUUAGAUACUGAGAGGAAAUGUGGGUUUUAUGACAUUAUUCCUUUGUAUAUUGAACACUGAAGUUUGUAACAAUGAUUUACAAUGUAAUAUGUCACUUGAGUCUUAUUUUUAAUAACAAUAAAAAUUACCGAUAUUAAAAAUAUUAAUUAAGAGUGCCAGUGGAUAUGUUGAUUUUCCUAGAUUGGAAUGGAGUAUGAUUUUAUUGUAAUGGGUAAAUUGUUUAAUAAUAAUAAAUAAAAAUGCUUUUUGUAUGAUCAGUAUAAUUGACAUGUUUUGAAUAUAUUUCCCUUUUUAAAGGGAAUUGCGGUGGUUACUGUCAUGUAAAUCUUACUUAUGUUGAUGUUAACAUGUGUAUGAAAUUUAAUUUAACUGAAUCAAAUUCUAAAUGCAUGUGUAUUUAAAAAAUAAACUUGGUUUAUAAAUGAUCUUUGGUUGGUGAAAGCUCAAUAAGAUUAUUAUAUGGCAGUGCUCCAGCUAAGAUUGUCGAAAGGGCUUUUUCGUCUCGCAUUAUUUUGUCAAAAGGGCACUUUCGAGUGUGCGUUCGUAUCUGAAAUGCUCCCUGUUGCAUAUUAGUUUUGAUAUUAUUAAUAAUUGUUAGGACAUAUGAUUUCCAUUAUUAUUAAACCAUGCAAAUAAAAUGUCUACAAUGAGGAAUAAAUUAAUUACAAUGUAAAAAAAGAUUUGUAAAUAAAUUGUCCUUUUUUUUUUUAAUAAAUAAAAGGGCAGUGCCUCGGAAGGGCAGGGCGGAGAGCCCUUCCAUUAAGGCUUAGCUGGAGCACUGAUAUGGUGUUUACUAAUAUUAUAUCUGAACACUCAAUGUAUGAGUUAUGUACACAAAUUACUAUUUGUUGAUUUCUUACUAUUUUGUUAAAAUAAUAUUGUUAAUUUUUAGAUGCUCUUUUUUUUUGUUACAUUUUACAAGGCACUUGUUUUAUUAUGUUGUUUCUUGAAAUUUUGUAUUAUUUUAUUAGACUCGCUGGUGAUAGCUUUUGAUGAAAUCACAGUUUUGUCAGUUGGAAAUAAGCUUAUUAAUUAAAAGACAUUUCAGUUGCUUGAUUUUGUAAUGCUGCAUAAUAGUAAUAUUACAUUUUGUAUUUCAUUUUAGAAUUUCAUUUUCAUGUUCCAAACAUCUCAAAAUAAAGAUACUCUGGAUAAGAAUCUGCACAUAUGUAUGGGCUGUGCUCUGUGAAAAGGGGGAUUUAAUUCAAUGUGCGUUAAGUGUCGUCCUAGAUUAGCCUGUGCGGGACGACACUUUCCUCUUUUAUGAUAUUUUCAAGAAAGUCUCUCAACAAAAAUUAAGUUUAGGCAGAAAGUGUCGUCCAUGAUUAGCUUGUGCUGACUGCACAGGCUGACUGCACAGGCUAAUCUUGGAUGCACUUUAAGCACAUGCAUUAAACCUGAUUUCACAGAGAAAGGCUCAUAUUUGCUUUGUAUGUAUUCACCGUAUUUCUAACAUAUUCUUUUCUAUAUCUUUUACAUUGAGAUUUGACUGAAAUGCUUACUCAAAAAUGGUGUUUACAUUUAAUCAUUUUUCUGGUCUCUCAGUGAAAUGUGGGCCCUGUCCCGAAAUUUGUCAUAGGGUCAAGUGUAGUAACAAUUUGUAAUUUUUAAAACACUGUCAUACCUCAGCUUGCAGGCAAUAUCAAACACAAACUUGCAAUAAGUUUUAAAGACACGAGUUAUGCCUUUGGAAAAUCUUGUUUGGGAAUCGUAAAAAGAACAGAAGUAAUUUUUGUGCGUGCCAUUAUCAUGUCACCAAAUCUUAAGGCCUAUAAAUGAUUUUCAAAAUUCACCAUCAUUUCUGCGCCCGCACUGGUCUUGUUACGAUUCAAUUAACUGAUUGUUGUUAACAUAUUUACUAUAAGUUGUUUGUCUUGAAUUAUUAGAAAUAUUUUAAAUGUAUGUUCUUAAAAAAAAAAUAUUUUCGCAUUUUCUAAACGAAGGUUACGUAAACUAAUGCACUAAGACCAAUUGCAAAUAUUUUGAAUUGAGUGAAACUGUUAGAUUUUGAUCCCUUGAUGAAUAUAUUUGUUAGAUUUUGAUCCCUUGAUAAAUAUAUUGGUUAAAUAAAGAAGAGUACUAUGGUUUUACUCUAAAUUACUCAAGCUUCAUCUUUGGUGUAACCAAAUGUCUUCUAUUUAAUCCAGUAUUAUAUUGUUAAAUUGAAUCUCUGUUUCAUACCCAGUGUUCUCACCCAAUUGGUAGGGUACUCAUCCAUGUGUUCCUUUUUGUUUUUGUUUUUUCAUUUGUCCAGAUUUUUUUGAUUUUGUUAGUGCUUUAUUUCUCAAAUGCUAUAUUACAGGUAAUAUUCUUUUUGUGGGCUGACUUCAGGGCUCGAAAUUGACACUUGCACACUCGCAAAAUGCGAGUGAAAAAUACCGAUUGCGAGACAAGUUUUAAGCCACUAUAAUUUUUUUUCGAGUAAUAGUGAAGAGUAAUAUUGCUAAAUGCGCUCGACGUUGUAAACGCUAAACCGCAGUUCAAUUUAUAGAACGUCCGAAUACCCGUAUGCGGAAGCUCGCACCUUGUAUGUAGACUGGUAUACUUAUAGUACAUAUAUGCGGAUGGUAUUGGUACAAAGAACGUGAAACAGUCUAUUAUCCACACACGUUCAUUAUAAGAGACAUAAAACUUAUACAGUCAUGGCGUCGAAGCGAAAAAUAACUAGUUUCUUUUUGCCCACUGAUGGAAAUAACAAUACGAAAUAUAAAGCAAAGUGAACCGUUUAGUUAGGUAAAAAAAACGGAAAUUAAAUCCUUCUACGAAAACAGUGAAAAUUGGGAAAAAGAACUUAAUAUAUAACACUAAAACUUGUUGAUGUCAUAUUUUAUUUUGUUUUAAUAGUACUAAACUAAUGUCCAAACUUGCUUUUAUUUAUGUUUCCAGUCAAAUUUGCGAGAAUGUUUUUGAUUUUGCGAGUUGGUAUUAAAGCUGCUCGCAAUUUUUUGCUAGUAGAAAAAAAGGUUAAAUUCGAGCCCUGGACUUGUUGUAUUCUCCAAACAUACUUUUCAAGGAGUGGGUUUUGAAUAAAAUAAAGUACCGGUAAUCUUG